Molecule: messenger RNA, 5925 nt
Organism: Balaenoptera musculus (blue whale)
Lineage: Eukaryota; Metazoa; Chordata; Mammalia; Artiodactyla; Balaenopteridae
Gene: LURAP1
Product: leucine rich adaptor protein 1
Exons: 2
Coding region: 300-1019 (239 amino acids)
Biological process (GO): positive regulation of canonical NF-kappaB signal transduction; positive regulation of cytokine production
Source: RefSeq, a predicted model, not a curated record
AGAAGGCGCUGAGCUCUUUCAGGUGCAUAUCCAGCAUCGCCCAGCCUCACCCAUUCCGGAGCCAGAGGUUGUGCGCAGCACUCGAAUGUACACACACACACACACACACACACACACACACACACACACACACACCCUCUGCGCGGCUUUUCUGAGUGUUACGGCGCCCUCCUCCCGCCCCCACACAGCGCGGGCGGGGACCCACCGGUUCCGCUCUGCACUAGCUGCUGUGAAAGCAGGACCCCCGGGAGCGGGAUCCCGGCGUCCGGUCGCCCAACCCUGUUCAGGCUUAGGCCCGCAUGGAGGGGACUGCGGAGUCCCAGACGCCUGACCUGCGAGACGUGGAGGGCAAGGUGGGCAGGAAGACCCCUGAAGGGCUGCUCCGCGGGCUGCGAGGCGAGUGGGAGACGGGAACCUCUGGCGCCCUGCUGCUCCCGGGGGCGCCUAGCACGGGCCACAGCCUGGGGGACAAGAUCAUGGCGCUGAGGAUGGAGCUGGCUUACCUGCGAGCCAUCGAUGUGAAGAUCCUACAGCAGCUGGUGACCUUGAACGAGGGCAUUGAGGCAGUGCGCUGGCUGUUGGAGGAGCGGGGGACGUUGACCAGCCACUGCAGCAGCCUCACCAGCAGCCAAUAUAGCCUGACAGGCGGGAGCCCAGGCCGUUCAAGGCGAGGCAGCUGGGACAGCCUGCCAGACACCAGCUCCACUGACCGGCUGGACAGUGUCUCCAUUGGCAGCUUCCUGGACACAGUGGCCCCCAGCGAGCUGGAUGAACAGGGCCCCCCCGGGGCUCCCCGUCCCGAGAUGGACUGGGCAAAGGCUAUACCCGGUGGGGAGAGGGCCAGGACUGAGGUGGACCUGACAGCCACCAGGCUAGGAAGCUUGAGGGCUGUGUGGAAGCCCCCAGGGGAGGGGCUCCAAGGUGGACCUUCUGAGCCACCAGAGGAUGAGAGUACCAAGCUGGGCUUUGAGACCCACUGGUACUGGGGCCAGUGCCAGGAUGAUGUGACCUUCCUGUAACAACUCUUCCACCCUUUUGUUCUCCUAUGGCUCUUUCAUCGCUAGGCCCUGGUCUCCCUCAAAUUUAUUCUCCCUCAAUCUGGGAUUAGGAAGAGGCUGCAUUGAGAUCAGUUACCAUGGAAACCUGGCCUCACCAUCUCUCUGGUCCCUGGGGAGGCUCUGCCUUUAUCCUUCAAUUAUUGGGUCCCUAGAGCUAUUUUCAUGGAUACAUUGACUCUAGAGGCUUGACCUGUGGCUCCAGGUGUGAUGGUAUCUCUUCCCCUUUCCUCCCAACUGGGAUUUGAUGGUUUAGCAUCCCUACGAGAUCACUGAUGAAGAGAUGGGGGUAUAAUUGCCUCACCCAACAUCUAGGAGCCUCGGCUCCCCUCUUGGCCAAGAUGGAGGAUUGUGGAGGGACAUGGACAUUCAAGGCCAACCCUCUAUGGAUUGGCCCUCCCAGAAGCCUUUGGGGUUGGUAGAGCCACCCCUUCCUGCCUGGUGAGUGAUGUCAUUUCCUGCCAGGAUGGAUUAGCCUUUCCUCUGUACCAGUCUUUUAGUGAUGAUAGGUCAGUAUAGGGGUGUCUGAGCCCCUGCUGCUAAGUGAGACCAUAUCAUUUAUUCUCCCUACCAUUACUUCUUGUGAAUGGGAACGUACCACCCUCCUCACAGGAAAGUUUCUCAGUCAGAUGUUUGUACUUCUUCUCAGAGAGGUUCUUAGUAUUUAAACAGGGAGUUCUCAUUUUAUCCUAGGGAUUCUCACUUCCUCUCUGACCACACGCCUGUCUGCUGCCAGCAUUCCUAUAUCUGUGCUUUUAGGGAGGAAACUGGCAGGAGCCUCCAACUACAGCUCUCAAAAGUCUGUUUGGCCUGCCCUGCCACAGUCCCCUGUCUUACUCUGUCCCUGGGUUGCCCCCAUUCUUGUAUUCUGGCUCCAAAUCUGUCUGUCAGGAGGUUCAGCCUUUGUGUUUCCACACCUUCUCGGUUUCCACUUUGGGCCUCAUACCUUUUAUAUGCAGAUGAGUCCCUCAGCCUUCUCUCUCCAAAGCUGAUGGGAGCCAGAGGGAGGAGAAGCUUGGGGUGUACCAGAAUCUCCGAAAGGGGGAGGUAUCUUCUCAGAUCCUGUGAUUCCCCUGCCCCCAUCCUGCCCCAGACCUUCCACCAUUGGUUACUAGGAUGCCUGCCUGAGGCCAGGACACAAGGAAUCCCCUUGUCUGGGUUACAAUGGGGGGUGUGGCAGAGAAAGACAGAGGCUCUUUGGUCCUAGGGCCCACAUCCUGGGAGGGGGGAGAGUAGGAGGGAAAGGCUGCUUUCCUUCCUCCCUUAGAGCAAGCUUUAGACUCCCGGGACCUGCAGAGGGAGCAGGGCACUGGCUCUGGGCCUGGGUCCCAGGGCCCUAGUGAAUUACACCAAAGGAGGGACUCAGGGAACCUGCCAACCUGGGGCUCAGGGAGGAGACAGGCCCAGAGAGAGGGUGGGGACAAAGGCUGUGGCUGAUGUCAGAGUAUGAAUUAUUGGAGAUUAACUCUUUGAACCCCAGGUAACUGCCCCUAUGUUGGUCCCUGUCUUUCCUGGGCCCUGAAACUAGAUUAUUGGAAGGCAAAAAGGAGAAAAAAGGAUGUCAGGUAAUCCUUGCCUAUUUGCUGUGCCCUCGUGAGUUGGAGGAGUCUUCCUCAAAUCCUGGAAUAACUCCAGUUUCUCUACUUUUCAUUCUAUGCUGAGGAAGGGACGGAAGCCAAGUUGAUUAUCUCCAGUUCCCCUAAACUCCUCAAGUCUGGUUCUGCAACCCCCCACCCCAAUCCUUUUGGGGCAAUACAUUUCCUCCUCUCCUCUCAAAGUGAUUGAAAUCUCUAAAGAAUAUCCGUUAAGUCUCUUCUUUGCUGCCCACCAGCCCUCUCCUUACCCCUCUGGGUCUUGGGGCUCCUGACCUCCCCUCAGGCUGGGAAUUCAAAUAUCCUUUCCCAAUACCCUGACUCUGUUGCCAUUUUUUGGUGACUUAUGGGUAACUACCUUUCCACGUGGAACCCUUGUAUUCCUUUUCGAAGCUUUCUUAUUCAUUUAAUCUACAAACUUCUGAGCUGAAGAGGUUGUCCGCCCUCUUGUGACCAUUAUGCACCAUUGCUGGAAUAGCUGGGUGAAACCUUCAGGCUCAAAUAUAACCUUAAAGAAGACCAGCCCUCUCAUUGCACAGACAGGUUAGACAGACAGGCCUACAGAAGGCAGAGACUUGACCAGUGUCACCCAUGGUAAAUCUGUGACAAUGCUCAGGUUAAAGAACCCAGAUCGCCUGCCUGCCAGCCUGUCCACCCACAAUUCCAUCACUUGACCAGACUGUUUCCCCACCCCACCCUGUCACCACCCAAGCCCAAAGGAUCUGAAAGCAAUUUUCUCCCUGUUUUAAUAGGUUCUUACCCCACCCUAGAGAGGCAGCUCGGUAUUUAGAGAAAGAGCCACAGGCUCUGAGGAAAGAGACCCUGGACCAGGACUGGGUAAAGGGUGCAUUAAUAUGGACCACAGAUAUAAGGAAGAUCAAUCUUGGACCAACUAUUUUUCUGGGAAGGUAGGGCGAGUAGGCCCAGACAUCAUGGGGGCAGAACUCAACAUUCCAGACCUGGACGUGAGAAGCAGGGGAUAGCGGUGGGAGAUGAGAGAGAAAUCCAGUUGGGUCUUGUGGAGUUGGGGAGCUCCAAAGUCAGGGGAUUACAGCUCAGCUGGACUGGCAUCUGAGGGUAUUGAGGGGUUGCAGAGGUGGGUGAGUGGGGCUGCCUGGGAGCUCCAGGUAGCCUAGACAUCCCGUCUCAAUACCUUAAACUCCAUUUCACUACUAGAGAAGCCCAGGAACCCUGGUAAGCACACAUUCUUGGUCCCUCCUACCUGCCUCUGGACUGACUGUUUAAGGCUUAGCUCUCCUGUUAGUUUAGACCUUUCCAGGUUAUGAGGAGGACCUGUUUAGGAGCUCAAAGAAGAAAAGGGUGAAAAGGGAGAGAGAUGCAGAGAGACAAAAGAGAAUGGGAUGAAAAUGGAGGCUUGAAGAUAUGAUCAGAGGGAGCAUACUAUCCUCCAAGUGGGCUGGGGACUUGUCAGGGCUCGGGGUAAAGGCAGAGAUGACAGAGCUCUUGGCAGCUGCAGAAACAGUGCCUGGGAGUAUAAGGGGUGGUGCUGGCUGGGACUAGUCCACCAAGGAGAUGAGACCAUGUGAAUGGGCAAGUGUAAGAGCCUGCAUUUAGGAUGGGGUGGUGAACUUGAGCACUGGACUGACUGGAAGCUCAGUGGCAGCUUAGGUGAGAAAUGCUUGGAUCUUGCAUUGGAUGCAGGCUCACUCUGUGCAUGGUGCCAGGCACAUACUGGAUGUUCAGUGACACCUGUUGAAUGGAGGAAUGAAUGUAAACCCACGAAGAGAUGUGACUUAUAGUUUAAAAAGUGGUUAAUUAGGUAGUAAUAGGUAAUUUAAAGUAUUAUUCCAUUUAAUUCUUAGCAACACUGUAAACAAUGCAUUAUUAACAGAUCAUAAGUGAACUACGGUAGGAACCUACGUCAGUCUGACUGCAGGGGCUUCCAGGAAGUCUUCUCUGAUUCCCCACUCCCCUCUCUCACAGACCUUACGCUUCUAGGAGAACAGGUUAUGCUGCCCAGCAGCAGGGCCACUGUACAUGUUUCCUAUUGCUGCUGUGACAAACUACCACAAACUUAACAGCUUAAAACAACACAAAUGUGUUAUCUUACAGUUCUGGAGGUCACAAGUCCGAAAUCAAUUUCAUUGGGUUAAGUUAAAAGUUAAGGUGUUGGCAGGCCUCUUCUGGAGAGCCUCUCCUGGAGACUCUAGGGAGCAAUCCAUUUAUUUGCCUUUUCUAGCUUCUGGAGGCUGUUUGCAUUCCUUGGCUCAUGGCCCCUUCCUCCAUCUUCAAAGCUAGCAGCAUAGUAUUUCUUCUCUCUGACCUCUGCUUCCAUUCUUACAUCUUUCUCUAAUUCUGUCUCCUCUUAGGAGGAUUACUUUGUGAUUACAUAUCCUUGUGCUUACAUUGGGCCCACUGGGAUAAUCCAGGAUCAUCUCCCCAUCUCAAGAUCCCUAAUUUAACCAUAUCUUCCAAGUCCUUUUUGCCAUAUAAAGUAAAAUAUUCUCAGAUUCUGGGGAUGAGGACUUGAACAUCUUUGGAGGAAGGACCACUAUUCAGCCUUCCACAAGCAGAGAUGGAGGGUGGGCAGGAGGAUGCAUCCACACCCAGAAGGAGCCUCUAUGCUUUGUCUAGCCUCCUUAGGCCUGGAGUGAGAGGUGGUGCCAAGGGGAGCUAGCCAGGCCCAGGCCCCAUGUCUGGAGAAUGGCAAGUGCCUCCUGCAUCUUCACUACCAAGGAGAGCUGAGAGUGAAGGUCAGACUCGGGAGAAAUUCUGUUUAGGGAACUUUUCAGGCCUGAGACGUCCCUGGUGAACAUGGUGGAGGGUUCUAACAGGCUCUGUCUUCAACACUGCCUCCUCUCCACGACCAUUCUGUGCUCCCCCUCAAGGCAGAAGAUAAUUACCAGCUAACUAGCCUGGGCUCUCUCUAGAAAGGGUAGAUUAGUUGUCUCUCUUUUAAAUUAUUAUCUUUUUAUUCCUUAAUAGUUAAACCAUGCUCCUCAGAGCGGGGUGAACUCUCAUCAUCUGUUGAUACUAAGUCUCUUUUUGUUUGAUCUUUUUUUAAUCCCUGAUCCCUAUCAUCAUUCCUCUCCCUGACCCAGGCAUACACGUUAAUGUGUUCAGUAUGUGUUUGGAUAUGUAUGUAUCUUUGAAAAUAUAAAUAAUUAUGUGCUUAUGUGUUUUAAUAUAUAUAAAUAGCAAGCCAACCUUUAUAAUGAAUUGCCCCAUAUUACAGUAAUUUAACACAAUAAAGAUUUAUUUUUCACUUACACUGGAGCACAGGUAUUCUUGGUUGCACGGCUCUCCUUCACUGCCCA